CCCGCCCGUCCCCGCACCGGCCUCGGCCGCCUCGCGCCAUGGCGGUCCCCGGCGGCGCCCGGCGGCCGCUGCUCCUGCUGCUGCUCGGCCUCCUGCACGGUGCAUCGGCAGUGUUUGAGGUGAAAAAUGGCAAUGGCACGGCUUGUAUAAUGGCUGACUUCUCCGCUGCCUUCUUGGUGGGCUACGAUACUCAGAGUGGUUCUAAGAAUGCGCCCUUUGACCUGCCGUCAAGUGCACAAGUGCUGAACAGCAGCUCUUGCGGGAAAGCAAACACCUCUGACCCCAGUCUCAGGAUUGCUUUUGGGGAAGGACACACGCUGACCUUCACCUUCUCAAGAAAUGCAACGCGUUAUGGUGUCCAGCGCAUGAGUUUUGUUUACAACUUGUCAGACACACACAUUUUCCCCAAUGCAAGCUCCAAGGAAAUCAAGACUGUGGAAUCUGUAACUGACAUCCAGGCCGACAUAGACAAGAAAUACCGGUGUGUAAGCGCCUCCCAGGUGCACAUGGGCAACGUGACCCUCACGCUCCGUGACGUCACCGUCCAGGCCUACCUUUCCAACAACAGCUUCAGCAAGGGAGAGACGCGCUGCAAGCAGGACGUGCCCUCCCCGACCACAGCCCCACCCAGGCCCCCACCGUCGCCCGGGAGCCCCUCGGUGCACAGGUACAACGUGAGCGGCAGCAAUGGGACCUGCCUGCUGGCCAGCAUGGGACUGCAGCUGAACGUCACCUACGAGAGGAGGGACAACACGACGGUGACGCGAGUGUUCAACAUCAACCCAAACGAGACCUCGGCCAACGGGAGCUGCAGCUCCCAGCAGGUGACCCUGGAGCUCCGGAGCGAGGACGUCGCCCUCCUGGUCUUCCAGUUUGGGAUGAAUGCGAGUUCUAGCAAGUUCUUCCUGCAAGGCAUCCACGUGAACCUGACUCUGCCUGACGCGCGAGAGCCCGCCUUCGUAGCUGCCAACAGCUCCCUGAGGGUGCUGCAGGCCACCGUCGGCAACUCCUACAAGUGCAACGCCCAGGAGCACGUGCAGGUCACGAAGGCCUUCUCUGUCAACAUCUUCAAAGUGUGGGUCCAGGCUUUCAAGGUGGAGGGCAACAAGUUUGGGUCUGUGGAGGAAUGUCUGCUGGACGAGAACAGCAUGCUGAUCCCCGUUGCCGUCGGGGGCGCGCUGGCCGGGCUGGUCCUCACCGUGCUCAUCGCCUACCUCGUCGGCAGGAAGAGGAGCCACGCCGGCUACCAGACGAUCUAGCGCCGCGGUGCUCCGCCAGACGCAGCCGCAGGGUCUGCUCCCCCCGGGCUGGCAGUCGUGCUGGGGGCCCACGUUCUGGCAAACUGGUUUUCAAAUCUGCUUUAUCAAAUGUGAAGUUCAUCUUGCAACAUUUACUAUGCACAAAAGAGUAACUAUUGAAAUGACGGUGUUAAUUUUGCUAACUGGGUUAAGUAUUUUGCUAACUGGUUAAACGUUAAUAUUUACCAAAGUAGAGCCCUAAGGGAGGGGAGGAGUGCUUUUCCGGGGGGCACUGGCUCGCUGUCAUCUGACACUAUGAUUCUGGUGUUGGGUUCUUCGCUUUCCUCAGAUUUAGGCUCACAGGGAAAGCCGGCCUGGACCUCACGCUGAGGAUCCAGGAAGGCUGGCUAGCUGUUGGGCUGACGUGCUUGAGAAGUGAACAGUCGUAGGGACAGAAAGUGGUAGGACAGCACUGUUCCGAAAGGCGAACGCCUGGGGCGCUUACACUGAGCUUUAAACUCGGGCGAGGCCCGCGGCGGCCGGCAGUCAGCAUCGAGACCCUGGGCGGACGCAUCCUUUGGUGUUUCCCACGCUCUGCCACUCAAGAGCUGGCACUUUUUUAAAUAUAAAAAUGGGUGUUAUUUUUAUUUACUUUUUUUGUAAGGUGAUUUUCAGUCUUCUGUUUGGCGUUCAGGGUGAUCCUUUCCUGCACUGUGUACGAUGAUAGGUAGUUAACUCCGAUGCAUCUGCGGCCUGGGCGGGCGCACCGAGGAGCGGCUCCGUGUGACGCGUUGCCUGUAACACGCUAAUAAAAGUCUCUCUUGUCCA
Messenger RNA from Lemur catta (Ring-tailed lemur), 2066 nucleotides. It is a transcript of the gene LAMP1, whose product is annotated as lysosomal associated membrane protein 1. Gene Ontology annotation, cellular component: membrane. The record is from RefSeq and is a predicted model, not a curated record. NCBI's taxonomy places the organism in Eukaryota, Metazoa, Chordata, Mammalia, Primates, Lemuridae. The transcript is spliced from 9 exons. Bases 39 to 1259 code for a protein of 406 amino acids.